AUGCUGCCCCCAAACUGCUCAGCCCCCAGCGCUGUGGUGGCCACAGCUGUGGGUGUCCUGCUGGCACUGGAGUGUGGGCUGGGCCUGCUGGGCAACGCGGUGACGCUGUGGACCUUCCUGUUCCGGAUCAAGGUGUGGAAGCCUUAUGCUGUCUACCUGCGCAAGCUGGCCCUGGCCGACCUGCUGCUGGUUGGGGUCCUGCCGUUCCUGGCUGCCUUAUACCUGAGCCUCGAGGCUUGGCAUCUGGGUGACGAGGGCUGCCGGGUCCUGCACUUCCUGCUGGACCUCAGCCGUGGCGUCGAGGUGGCCUUCCUGGCCGCCGUAGCCUUGGACCAGUACCUCCGUGUGGUCCAUCCUCGGCUCAAAGUCAAUCUGCUGUCUCUUUGGGCGGCCCUGGGAGUCUCGGGCUUCAUGUGGCUCCUGAUGGUCGCCCUCACCUACCCAGGCUUGCUCAUCUCCGAGGCUGCCCAGAACUCCACCCGGUGCCUCAGUUUCUACCCCAGGGCAAACUGGGCUUACGGCUCCUUCAGCGGAAUCUGGCAUGAAGCACUCUUCUUCCUUCAGUUGGUCCUCCCCUUUGGCCUCAUCAUGUUCCGCAAUGCAGGCAUCAUCAGGGCUCUCCAGAAAAGACUCCGGGAGCCGGAGAAACAGCCCAAGCUUCAGCAGACUGAGGCGCUGGUCACCGUGGUGGUGGUGCUGUUCACUCUGUGCUUUCUGGCCAGAGUCCUGAUGCACACCUUCCAGAACCUGGGGAGCUUCCAGGCCCUGUGUGCAGUAGCGCACACCUGGGAUGUCACGGGCAGCCUCACCUACCUGCAGAGCGUGCUCAACCCCGUGGUCUACUGCUUCUCCAGCCCCACCUUCAGGCGCUCCUAUCGGAGGGUCUUCCACACCCUCCGAGGCUGAGGGAAGGCCACAGAGCCUCCAGGUUUCGACCUCAGAGACUCCU
Molecule: messenger RNA, 949 nt
Organism: Callithrix jacchus (white-tufted-ear marmoset)
Lineage: Eukaryota; Metazoa; Chordata; Mammalia; Primates; Cebidae
Gene: GPR31
Product: G protein-coupled receptor 31
Biological process (GO): negative regulation of inflammatory response; G protein-coupled receptor signaling pathway
Cellular component (GO): membrane
Molecular function (GO): bioactive lipid receptor activity
Source: RefSeq, a predicted model, not a curated record